AUGACGGGCGUUGGGGAGGCAUCCGCGAUCUUGACAGUAGCUGAGGCAGGGUUUUCACUUGCCUCAAAGCUCAAAGACCUGCUAGACGAUUACAAAAGUGCGACAAAUGUUAUCCAAAGCCUGCGUCAAGAGCUCCAAACGACAUCGUCAUCAUUAGAAAACCUCGGCAAACUUGCGGAACAAAAUGGUCUGCAGAACCAAAAUGGCGUGUCAGACACCAGGGCCUUGACCGCUAGGUGCCAGAAGACUAUUUCAGAAAUAGAAAAUCUCUUAAGGCUGGAGAGCGCUCCGCUCAGUUCAGCUUUAGACAGCCCAGGCAGAGAGAUGACACGAUCUGACCGAAUGAAGUGGGCAUUUUCGAAACCAAAAGUGAAAGUCCUUCGAGCAGAGUUGGCAGCAGUCAAGCUAGAUAUCAUGCUUCUCUACUUCACACUGAUGACGUUUAUAGCCCACACCAAAAGCGACCAACAGCACUUCAAAAAUAAAAUCCCAGCGGUGAGGAAAGAAUUGCAAUGGGCAAAUGCCAAAUAUGAGGAAAUGUUGAGUUGGGCGAAACGUGCAGAGGAGAAGGCUAGUAAGAGUACUAGACGAAAAGAGCCUUUUCGCAAACCAUCGUUCAGAGAAUCUGACAAGAGAGGGAUGGAAGGAUAUCUUGCAUAUCUAACUCAGCGCGACGCUGCUCGGAGAGAGAGGCGAAGACAAGAAGCUUUGGCGUUUCGACAGCAACAGGAGGAGCAGAAGAGAAAGAACGACGAAGAGAAAGAGAGAAAAAUCAGAGACGCUGCCGUUCUCGAAUACAAGUCUCAAAAGAAGGAAGAGGAGAAGAAGGCGGAAGAAGCAAGACAGCAAUCGGAAGAUCUUCUUCAGAAGCUGCUCACAAAGGCAGGUGUCGAAGAAGAUAAAGUUGGGUUGAUCUUGAAGGAUCUGGCAUCCACCGCCCACCCUCCAAUCGUGUCACUCAAGAAGGCUGAGCCGCUUAUCCAAUCACAGCCGGAAACAGACAACCAUCCAAUUCCAGCAGCUGUUGGGAUCCGGGGGUCCGUUCUUUCAAGGCUUUUUCGGCCUAGAACAGAUAUUCCAUCAGACCAAAACACCAAGUCUGUCUUUCUUGAACCAGUCAGGUCAGGAGCCAAUCACAAACAAGUCGCAGAAAAGCCUACAGUCCUUGAGUCAUGGAUAAUAAAGCAGUCCUCUGACACCGUCUUUCCGGUCCCAAUAUCAGAGGAACUGCUUUCACAGUUACUUGGAGCCCAGAGGGGUUCAGAACGUGGACCUUCACUUUUGAGACGAUAUGCGCUUCUUGAAGCAUUCUAUCAACGCGCGAUUACGAAUUUGUGCGUGGGCCGUGAUAAAAGACCAGGGGUUUACUGGGAAUUAAUAUACUUAAACGAGUUAGGAGAACGGAAGAGGACUGGUUUAUGGAGACGUGUUAAAGAGAUUGCUUGUGUUCACAUUGUUGUGAGAUUAGAGCAGGCCCAAUCCGAAGAGAUGAUGAAAGAAACGAUUACUGCCGGGCAAGGUACCAGCAAGGCAGGCAAUGGUCCCACGACAUCUCAUGAGCAGAUGACUGAUCCUUCCUCGGAAGUGCCACCCUUGAAUUCUACGAAGCCCUUGAUAGAGCACGUUCCUGAACAUAUGGCUGGAUCAGACCCAGACCUGCCUCAUAAACCCAAGCACGAGAACGUACGUGAGAGUGUGCAAAGGAAACCGCGCCACUAUUCUGGUCGAAAAAGCGCGUUUGGAGGGCCCUUGUUGGCCGAUAUCGUUGAACGUAUCAUUGUGGAUAGCAGUGGAGUGAAGGGUAUGAAGAAAGUGACUACUGAGGUCUUCAAAGACGCCAUAGAUACCAGAGUUGUUCACGAGUCUGGUUAUAAUUUCAUUGAAGAAGAUGGGACGAUCCUGAUUCCUGAGGCGCUGAACGAAUCCGAACUCAACAAAAUGUAUGAAUGGAGCAAGUCAAUCAGAAGGAUGGAUAGCCAAGCCAGCGGCUGGGAUCAUGUGAAGUACGGGGACAAUCGUGCCGUGAGAAGCCCGCACAUCACCUGGGACAUACCAUACUCUCGCUCAGCAAAUACCGACGAUUUGGCUUACCAGUAUCGGCCAAGAAAUGAAAACCAGGUCACUUUUAACGAACCUGUCAAGCGCACGUUGUCUCAACCAGGCGGAACUGGUUUCAUUGUACGGAGGUCAGGGUCAUGGGAUGAUCCUUCAUCUCGCUACUCACUCGCGGCAAAGUCGCCUUACUAUGAUUCUACUGGGAAGGAGUUGGUGAAGUACAAAUCUCCGAACACUGGUGUUAAAGAUUUUGCCCGAAAUGAUGAGCGUGCGCGGUCGCUUCGACGUCAGCAAGACUUUGAAUUUGCUCAGAACUCUUCAUCUAUGGGUUAUCCAACUCGAGGGGGGAAUGAUAGCCGUGGCAUUAUACUUCCGAAUGAACGUUAUGAAAGCCCGGAAGAAUACACAGAUCCUGAUUGGGAUAGACUUGCAUAUCAACCUCGAUCAACCAGACGGGGGACUCGUAGUCUCGCAAACUCUGCAAAACGACACUAUGAGAAUAGUACUCAAGAUGAUGGACCCAACACUGGACAUGCCAGGAGCCGGCACCGUGGUCGACUUAACGAAUCAGCACAUGAAACUCAUCGACCACGAAGUCGGGAGAGGCGUCGACCUAUGGAAUAUUCACUCGCUGAAAACAUGCGUACUGGCCACGAUCAUUCUCACAUGAGAGCUCGUUACAAUCGAACCGAGGUUUCAGCAGAACGAGAAGAUGAUCUUUCGGAUAGCAGUGCCUAUGAUUCCACAUCCGACCCGGGGGAACGAGAAAGAGAGGACAUCACCUUACGGUUUAGAAAAAGAUCCGACACACUCGAAAGCGAUACUGAAUCAACGGACAACGAGGACGUCAUGUCACCUGACAAGAUUAUCCGAAGCCAAGAUACCAUGUUCGACAAGGGCCGUAUAGGAAUUCCAGUAGCCAGAUUCGAUAGUGUGAUUCAAUUAACCGAUUCAGAAAUAAUUGAGCAACAGCUAGCCCGUUAUAGGGACAAUCAGAGUGCUGAAGCUACUGUCGAUGAACUGGCCGGAACAACAGCCGGAGAUUCACUGCAUAAUCUUGAUGGUGCAGUGCUCCCUACACAAUUCAAAGCUGCGUCGGUAGAGGACAUCUCAGCAGCAGUGCUGCCUGGGCCGGAUAUCCUGCCAGGGCACAUUGGUGAUUCAGCAGUCUAG
This is a messenger RNA of Endocarpon pusillum Z07020, 3228 nucleotides long. RefSeq lists its product as uncharacterized. The transcript has 3 exons. Bases 1 to 3228 code for a protein of 1075 amino acids. The record is from RefSeq and is a predicted model, not a curated record. Lineage: Eukaryota; Fungi; Ascomycota; Eurotiomycetes; Verrucariales; Verrucariaceae.